CGCCAACUCUAUGCGAAAGGCUUGGCAACGUUUGCGUGGGGGCCGCCGGCGGAUUCGACAACCGAGCAACAAGAAGCCAUCACGAGAGCAAGAAUGACGACGACGGACGAUCUCGAGAUGCGCCGUGGGCUCGCGGCGCAGCUGACGGGGCUAAACAUUCACACGGCGCACGAGUGGUCGAUGACGUUCACGGACGAAGGCAACGACCCAUUGUGGCGCGAAAUCAUGGCGCUCGACACGAUCGAGGCGGACGAUUUGCAGUCGGCGUCGACUCCUCAUCUCUCGAUGAGCGCCAUCACGAUCCACGAGCCUUCCUCGGCCGAGACCACACGCUCAGUGCCAAGCGUUGCCCCCGGCGUCGCUUCGCCGCGCAUGGCCGUCCCGAGCUCGGGCGACUUUUCGCACUGGUUCCACCGCGAGAUUAUUCUGCGUAUGCAGUCCCGGGGGCCGUCGACGCUGAAUGAGCAGCAUGGUCAAGACAACAACUCGACACAAACCGGUUUGCUACACGCACACUAAUUUGUGAGCGAUUUACCUCUAUACAUCUAUACAUAAACCUCCAACAUAUGAUCCUCCG
Molecule: messenger RNA, 577 nt
Organism: Saprolegnia diclina VS20
Lineage: Eukaryota; Oomycota; Saprolegniomycetes; Saprolegniales; Saprolegniaceae
Exons: 1
Coding region: 94-519 (141 amino acids)
Source: RefSeq, a predicted model, not a curated record